CUGCUCUCCAAGCCCCGAAUCUGCCAGCCAGUUCCUGAUUUCAGACCAGACUGGCCUUCCUCUGCCUUUUUCAUCCAGCCCAGCAUCCCCUUGAAACAAGCAGUGAAAAAUGGGCCGGAAAAAAAUACAGAUCAGUCGAAUUUUGGACCAGCGCAACCGUCAGGUGACCUUCACCAAGCGCAAAUUCGGGCUGAUGAAGAAGGCCUAUGAGCUGAGCGUGCUGUGCGACUGCGAGAUCGCCCUCAUCAUCUUCAACAGCACUAACCGCCUUUUCCAGUACGCCAGCACCGACAUGGACAAGGUGCUGCUCAAGUACACGGAGUACAGUGAGCCGCACGAGAGCCGCACCAACUCCGACAUCCUGGAGACGCUGAAGCGGAAGGGCCUGGGGCUGGAGAGCCAGGAGCUGGAGCUGGAGCUGGACGAAGGGCUGGACCCCAUGGAGAAGAUCCGGAAGCUGAACGAGGGGGUGGACCUGACGGUGGCGCGGUCUAGGCUCUACUCAUCAGCCCCUCUGCCCAGCCACGAAGCAGCCUACGCGGGCACACCGCCCUCUGGGAGUGACGGAGGGCUCAGCAGUGCCAGCGGGUCCCCGCAGCACCAGAGCCGCCUGCCUGCAUUCAAGUCAGCGAUUCCCAAGCACGGCCAGCCUUCGGGGCGCUCCCCGGGGCCAAUGCCACCAGGCCUUGGCUACCCUCUCUUCUCCCAUGUCAACCUGAACCGAGCCCUGGCUACCAAGACCCCUCCCCCGCUCUACCUAGGGGCAGAAGGCCGCAGGGUGGAUGUCCACAGCAGUUCGUCCAGCGCCAGGAGCAAUCUGACGUCAGCACAGCGAUCGCUCUACCCUGGCCUGCAGAGCAUGAGCCCCGUGCUGCCCGCUGGCAGUGGCAGCGUGCCAGCCCAUAGCCUAGGGGGCUUCCCCUUCCUCUCCUCAAGCCAAGCAGAGUACGGGCCUGGUGAGGCCUCCUCACACCCUGGCUACAUCCAGCCCAACGCCAUCACCUCCUGGCAGCACCACCGAGACAUGGCAGCCUCCGCACACCUGCCGCUAGGGGCAGGCGGCAGAGUGCUCUCCACCGACGAGGCAGCCCGGGCCCCCAGCAGCUCGCCCCAGCACCAGGCCGUCAGCAUCAAAUCUGAGCGGGUCUCCCCGGUGGUCAGCUGCAUCUCGGCCACCCCUCAGCACUCCCUGUCCUCCCUCAGCGACGUCCCCAGAGGCCCUGGGGACCCGCCCCAGCGAGACGAGUAUGCCAAGGCCUAUCACUAUCCGCUGGUCCUGUCCCGGCCGCUGACAGAGGAGCAGCAGGGGGGUGUCCCCAUGCGGCGCCUGCAAGUGACAGACGUUUGGCAGAGAUAGUGGGGCCGGCUGUCCGGGGUGGGGGGACGCCCACGCUGUUUGCGUGUACGUACUGGCAGUGGCAGGCCCAGUGUGUCACAGCCUCCUCUUCUGCUCAGAAGCACUUUUACCUUUCUCCUGGGGUCCCCUGCAGCCACAACUACCCACAGGGCAUGGCUGAGUGCUGGGGUAGGGAGGAAGUCCCAGACCCCUUGGGCUGAGAGUUUCUGGGAGGAGCCCCCCUCGGUGCCCUGCCCCAGAACCCCAUGGGCUGAGAGUGCCUGUGGGGAGCCCCCUUCAGUGUCCUGCCCCAGAACCUCAUGGGUUGUGAGUCCCUGGGGGGAGCCCCCCUCAGUGCCUUGCCGCAGAACCCCAUGGGCUGAGAGUGCCUGUGGGGAGCCUCCUUCAGUGUCCUGCCCCAGAACCUCAUGGGUUGUGAGUCCCUGGGGAGAGCCCCCCUCGGUGCCUUGCCCCAGAACCCCAUGGGCUGAGAGCGCCUGUGGGGAGCCCCCCUCAGGGCCCUGCCCCAGAGCCCCAUAGGCCAUGAUGCCUGUGGGGAGCCCCUCUCUGGUGCCCUGCCCCAGAGCCCCAUGAGCUCAGCGUGCCCACGGGGAGCCCCCUCUCGGUUUGACAUACAUCCCUAGCCUCUUUCCCUCCAACUCUCUGAUUUCAUGUUAAAUGCAUGUUUGGGUGGAAAGUCUGUUCCUCUGAGCUGGGCUGGGGCCCUCGUGGGCAAGGCCCCCCCCAAGCCCUCACUUGCCCCCUACCCCGCUCCUAAUGCCCCAGACCAGCUGCAGGUGCCUUGGAAGCUCCAGGCUGUGGCUGAGCUGCAGGUCUGCUCCUGAUGCCCACAUCAAUGCCUCCCACCCUUCUGCUAGCGCCAGUGCAGCACCAGCCGUGGGGCAUGCCAGCACGGACAGGGCAGGCUGGGAAGGGCUGAGCUGCCCCGUAUGGGGGGGAUUCGGCACAGAUAGCCUCAGCCAGGCCAGCCUGUGGGAUUCGCAGUGUUCAGGUGCCGCUCGGAAUUAUUUUCUAUUUAUUAUGUUAUAUCCAGCCGUCGGUUUCGACCAAUAAAGAUUUG
Messenger RNA from Chelonoidis abingdonii (Abingdon island giant tortoise), 2417 nucleotides. Its product is annotated as BLOC-1-related complex subunit 8-like. Lineage: Eukaryota; Metazoa; Chordata; Testudines; Testudinidae. Gene Ontology annotation, molecular function: histone deacetylase binding; protein dimerization activity; RNA polymerase II cis-regulatory region sequence-specific DNA binding. The record is from RefSeq and is a predicted model, not a curated record. Gene Ontology annotation, biological process: cell differentiation; heart development; positive regulation of transcription by RNA polymerase II. Gene Ontology annotation, cellular component: BORC complex.